Molecule: messenger RNA, 6741 nt
Organism: Misgurnus anguillicaudatus (oriental weatherfish)
Lineage: Eukaryota; Metazoa; Chordata; Actinopteri; Cypriniformes; Cobitidae
Source: RefSeq, a predicted model, not a curated record
AACUAAAGAUUGAUACUUUUAAAAAGUAGGAACAGAUCUUCUUCGCUUGUGUUCACGAGGGAAGGAAAUGACUGCAACACCCGCCGUUUGUUGUGAAGCGGCGGGCUAGCGUGUAUAACAACUACUGAUGGCUGCGAACAUUUGUGAAUGGGCUCAGAAGAAGAAGAAAAAUGGGGUGGAAACGUAAAGCAUCUCCCGAUCCACAAUUGGAACCUGCCAAAGCACCUAAGAGGGAAUCUGUCAACACAUCUCCUUUUUUUCACAAACUAAUCACAAGUUCUUGGAGGAGGAAGGUCUCUACCCCCACUAAGAGAAAGUGUCUGACCUCAGUCCACACGCUGUCUCCUGACAGACAAGUUCGUCAAUUUAAAUCCCAAGAGCAGAAUUCCAGUGCAGACCAUGAUGUUGUGGAUGAUGGUGUCCAGUCCUCCCCAAUUUUGUCUCCCCUGCAGUCAGAGGAGGAUGCAGAGCUGGGUCUGGUAAUCACUGUGGAUGAAGACCGGUGUGGAGAAGAGGAAUCUUCGAAUGGAAAGAAUGGAGUAAAUGAAACAAAUGUUAUGACCCAAAGGGAAGGAGAGAUCCCUGAGGAGAAUGAAGAGAUGGAGAUGGAAGAAGGGCUUGAGGAAGAGGAUGAAAGUGAAGAGGAGCUGAGAAAGUUGGACAGGGAUUUAACUUUCAAGUCAAAAAAGCUCAAGCUCUCCUCCGUCAAUGUUCGUGACAUUAUCCAUGAGGUGGUAACAAAUGAGCAUGUUGUGGCCAUGAUGAAAGCUACCAUAAGAGACACACAGGACAUGCCUAUGUUUGAGCCUAAAAUGACCCGUUCAAAGCUCAAGGAAGUUGUUGAAAAAGGGGUGGUAAUGGGCAACUGGAACAUCUCACCAAUAAAGAAGGCAAAUGAGAUUAAGCCUCCCCAGUUUGUAGACAUUCCCCUGCAGGAGGAAGAAGACUCCUCAGAUGAAGAGUAUUGUCCUGAUGAAGAUGAGGAGGAUGAAACUGCUGAGGAGACAUUUUUGGAGAGUGAUGUGGAGAGCACAGCCUCCUCCCCACGUGGCACCAAACACACCCCCUCUCAUACGCCCUCUGAACGUGACAGCCCCAGACCGAAGCCUGGGGUGUCCAGGCACUUGAGAGUUGAGGCAGUGCCUAUGGGUCCCCCUGCCCCUCCUCCCCAAUCCUGCAGCUCCUCAAGAUCUCUCAGGCUCCCUGACCCCUUUAUUGAGAAACUCCAUGCUGUGGAUAAAGAACUUGAGCAAAGUCCUCUCUGCAUGGAGCCUUACCAGGCUUUGAGCAACAGUGGUGGAGGGGAGCCAGACAACAGUUUGGUGGCUUGUCGGACGCGUUCAAAGUGGCCGCUAAGGAACGUCCCUCUGGAUCAGCUAGAGGCGGAGCUCCGCGCGCCAGACAUCACGCCAGAUAUGUAUGAUAAUGUUUCUACGCCAGAGGACCGUAAUUGGACUCAGUGGCUGCAGGGACUCAUGACCACUCACCUGGACAAUGAAGAAGAGGGUGAGGAAGAUGACGACCCUGAAUAUAAUUUUUUAGACGAUUUAGACGAACCCGAUUUGGAAGAUUAUCGAAAUGACCGUGCCGUUCGUAUUACAAAGAAAGAAGUCAAUGAGCUCAUGGAAGAGCUCUUUGAGACGUUUAAUGAUGAGCUGGCAGCCAAUGAGCAAGAUGAGGAAGGUCAUGAGGAAGAUGAGGAUCAUGAUGAAGAGGCGACUAACGCUCCACAAUUCAAUGUUCCUCAAGCCAUCAGGUUCGAGGAGCCACUGGCUCAUAUGUUGACGGCAUGCAGGCGGACGGUCAAACUGCAGCUGGACGCCCUGCAGCAGAAAAGGGAGAACCAGACUCGUGCUACCCAGCAUGCAUCUGGGCCUGGCAUGGUUAUGAUGCAAGCCAGCUGUCCUCUGGUGGUCACAUCGACUCAAAGAGUACAGCUGCAGCAGCAAAUACAGCAGCAUGUCCAGUUAUUAACACAGGCCAAUAUGCUUUGCAGUCCAGUCCAGGCGCUACAGAGCGAAGCUCAAACCACCAAACAUUUUCUGGAGGAGUUGCUGUCAUUUGCGGAGAGAGCAGAAAAGGGAAGGGCGACGGUUAAUCCGGGUUUCAGAAGCAUUUUCAAAGUGUGUAACUUACAGCCGUCCCUUAACCUGCUGGAGGAGUUGAACCAGUGUCCUUUUCCUCUCUAUCUGCCUCCCAAACCCACGCGCCGUAACACAGCCCAUUCGUACCCGUUUCUCCCCGCUGGUCUUGCGUGGCUGUUUGCUACACGGUCUUUGUUUAUGUAUCCUGAGCUUCUACCCCACUGCAGUCUGGAUCCAGCCCUGCACCCUCCACGCAGCAAACAUUAUUACACCAAAGCAGAGGACAGUCUGAUAGUCUUGGGGUUAAAGCACUUUGCUCAAACAGAGUUUCCAUAUCACCUGAUUAGUCGGUAUCUGAUCCGGUCCAAAACUCAGGAUCAGUUGCGUGUGCGUGUAAAGGACAUGGCAUCCAACAGACUUGGACACAACGUUAUCAAGUUUUACUGCCAGAACCAAGUGGUUCCUCCUCUGCCAGUGAUGUGCAGUCCUAUAUUCCCUGGAGAAGAGUGCCCUCCUGUGGAGCGAGAACAGAGCGUCAUGCCCAACUGGCUGCGGAAAAGCUUACCGAGCAUCCAUAAGGCAGUUUCUCAGUCUGGUUUAAGGGCGACCCCAAUCACGGAAACUCCCAACCACGUUUUUCCAAAAGGAACAAAUUACCCACAAUUCCUUCCUAAAGGUGUUCAUCUGCGUCUGCACCCCUCAUUGAAUAGAAAUCGCCCCUUACCUUGCAAACCCCGGCCUCUGGGUGGUUUUGCCUGCCCUACUCUCAUGCCAUUGGCUAAAGCCCCUCCAUGUCCCACAGGUACAGAUAAUUUAUUGCCCAGUGUCUCCUCACCACUCUCAAAUCACGGUGUGAUUUUACUGGCCCAAGCACCUAGCACGCCUGUAAAUGGGGUCUUACCAUUGACCCAUCCUCCUCUAACACCAGCCCACGGAACAGUGCCACUAAGCACCACUUGUCCUAUUAACUUUCAGUAUAUCACGCCAGAAUUGGGGUCUGGUUUUCCAGUGCACCCUGCUGCCAAUUUGCCCCCAACUCUAGUUCAUAUACCCCCUUCUGCACCUGUCAACAGUCCUCUGCUAACUACUAGGAGAGUAAGGACAAAUGGGGUGCAACGAGUGCAACAGAUGUCGAAUAAGCGCAAGAAACCCUCUAUCCCAAGAAAACUUGUACCUUUGAAGCCAGCCCCCCAACUGCCCAAGAUGCCCUCUCCUUCCUCAAGCAUUGCCUUGAAUGUCACACAGAGAUUGGUCACGCCUUCCUGUGCCCCUUCUUCUCAGGACCUUGUCAUUCGGAUAGUCCCUGCAACACAGGCAAGCGAAUCCCUGUUUUUAGAAAAUGGCCUGACGACUUGCAUAGGAACGGCGACACAGGCAUCAGAAUUUAACUUUAUGCAAACAACUCCCAUUCAGAAAACUGUUGAAAAUGGCCAAAUCAUUAUAAGUCACAACUCUGGAUCACGGAUGAUCCCUGAAAGCAGUGUUUCGUCGCCAACAGAGAGUUCUCAGUAUGUGCUGGUUCAGACAGUUUCACAUACAGGAAUGCCACAGUUUUUACUUGUGCCCAAAGACUCAGUCAUUCAACCCGCUCCACUUUCUACUGAAAGUGCGCCGGUGAGUUUAUCAAUGGUGCCGCAAAACCAGAGCACUGCUUUUGAGGUUUUUCCUGGCACAAAGACAGCAGUGGUGCCUUCAAAUACUGUAACGCCAGUCACAACUUUACCAGUCAAUGUAGAGAAUGCUGGAGGCGAGAAGGAGGGGAGUGAAGCAGAAAUGACUGGUGAGAGAUGGGAAGAGGAAAUGGCAGGUGCUCUGUUUGGCAGUCCUCUUCUAGCAAUCUCCGAGUCUUCCUGUAGCCCCGACUCCAGUUUCACCAGCACAGAUGCCAGUGUGGACAGUGGUGCGGAAGCUUCAGCGAGAGUGGAUAUGGAAAGUGAAUGUGAUGACCCAAAACAUCUGUCUGUGGCAAAGAGGAAAAGACCAAGAAUGCUCACACACGGCACAGGGGAUGGGAAGGAGCAACAGUCCAAUGGGGAAGAGAAGCUGAAUGAGGGGAAUGGGGAGGAAGGACGAGGAGAGGAGAGGGAGAGUGGUGGAAAUGGAGAGCGUGAUGGAGAUAAAGAAGGAGAGAAGAGCGGAGGCAGAGACAGCAGUGAAAAGAAAGAAGGGGAUGGUGGUGGAGACAAAGAACGGGAAGAGAGGGACGGUGAUGGAGAGAAAGAUGGAGAUGGGGAGCGUGACGAGGAAGAAGAGGAUUUUGAUGACCUCACACAGGAUGAAGAUGAGGAGGAAGUGAUGUCAUCGGCAUCAGAGGAAUCUGUCCUUUCUGUUCCGGAACUUCAGGAGACAAUGGAGAAGUUGACCUGGUUGGCAUCAGAGAGGAGACUGUGCCGAGAGGGAGACUCGGAGGAGGACAAUUCUCCCACGUCUCCGACAUCCCCCACCUCCCCAAACUCCCAGAACUCCCCUGCAUCCCAGAAUUCACAGGAGGAGAACUGAGAUGAAGAGGAUGGAGUGAUGAAGAGUGAUGAGAUGGAAGCAGGAGAGGGCGAAGGUGGUAAACUUCCUGAGGGAGAUGCACCGCCAGGUGAUGAUCCCCCACAGGCCAGCGGGAGAGGAGGGGGGCGUGGCAGAGGGCGUGGCCGCCCUCCCCCUCGUAGUCUGAAGCGUGGUCAGCGUCAGGAACGAGGCAGUAAAGAUGCCUCAAAGCUCCUCCUAUUGUAUGAUGAACAGAUCCUAGAUAAUGAUCCAAUGAGAGAGAGCAAAGACAUGGCAUUUGCCCAGGCUUAUCUCAACAGGGUUCGUGAGGCCUUGCAAGAUGUUCCUGGUAAGGUGGAGGAGUUUUUGGGGCUGCUAUAUGAGUUCGAUGAGGCAGGAGAUGGCCAAAGCGUUGUAGAGCUCUUUUCCCAGCUAAAACCUUUGCUCGGAGAUUGGCCGGACCUCCUCAAAGACUUUGCUGCAUUCCUUCUGCCUGAACAAGCACUGGAGUGUGGACUGUUUGAGGAGCAGCAAGCCUUUGACAGGAGUCGGCGGUUCCUGCGUCAGCUAGAAAUAAGUUUUGGGGAGAAUCCGUCUCAUUAUCAGAAGAUUGUGAGAGCACUUCAAAGUGGACCUGCUCUCAGUCCUGCUGGCAUCGAGGAGCUCAAAGCCCAGAUGGCCACCCUUCUUAAGGGCCACACCCACCUACAGGGAGAAUUCUGGAUGUUUUUUGAUGAGAUGCGUCCACCCCCAGCACGUCCCGGACAGUUUGAAGAGGCAGUUUGGCCAGAGGAUGUGGCCACCGGGGCAGAUGGAGAAGGAGCCUUGAGUGUGGGCUGUGGAGGAGGAGUAUGGGGAGGGUUUGAGGAGGUCACACUCCCCGAUCUAGAGGAGGAUGAUGAGUCGCACAAGAUUCGUGUGAUCAGGAGCAAGGGAAGAAAAGAAAUGCGCACACAUGGCAACUACAAGGACUGUGAAUGGCCAGAGAAAGAUUGUCCAUGUCCUUGUCAUGACUCCAGCCACGAUACCAAACAUCGCAGACAUAAGAGGAAGGGAUGCUUGCGUUGCCACAGCAACAAGGCCACCAAUAGCUCAAAGGUGUUGAAGAGUCGUGAUUUGGCAUUUCCAUCUGCUGAUACACAGUCUGAGAGAGGAGGGGAAGAGAAAGAAGAGGAAAGAGGAACGGGGGAGGAAGGAGAAGCAGAGAAGGAGGUUAAAGACGAGUCUGGUAAUGGAGCAAACAGUCCACGCCUUGAUGAAGACGGGACUGUGUGUGAAGGAGAUGAGAUAAUCCCAUCCCCUAUCCCAGAGCAGCAGAUCAAACCAAAUGAGGAAGAUGAUGAGAACCAAGAAGAACAUCUUCAUACGACUCCACAGAGGCAGAAUAGUGAUGAAGAUGUUUCAGCUGGAACAGGAGAGAGAGAGUACACUCAGCAGAGCACACUUAGCCCUGCUUUGGAAUCACCCGUCUGUGCCAAAAACAUCUCCCUCACUGCCAGUGGAGAGAGGGUCAUCCUCUGGACCAGGGAGGCUGAUCGAGUGAUCUUGACUGCCUGUCAACAGCAAGGAGCCAAUGACAGCACUUUCCAGGCUGUGUCAGAACAGCUGGGCAACAAAACAGCCAUUGAGGUUUCAAGGCGAUUUCGAGACCUUAUGCGUCUGUUCCAUACGUCAGCCUGUCAGGCGAGCUCGGAGGAUGAGGCCGCUGAGCAGCAGUCAGCCACUGAUGAAGAGCAGGACUGAUCCACACAGAACUGAAAUAGGAUCAGUCUUUCCUAUAUUCAUACAAACUCUUGUCUUUGUGUAUUUUAAGUGGGUGGCAUUUCUCUUGUUGGAUGCUACAUCUGUGCAUGUUUGCACUUACACAUGGGUAUAGAAGUCUGAGGUCUUUCUGUGACUUAUGAAGUAUUAAUGAAUGCAAUAUGAAUGUUGAGCACAAAAUUAAACAUUUGAAUAUUUAAAGAUGCGGCAAACAUUUUUCAUUGUAAAGCACCAGCAGAUUCUCACCAACAUUGUUAGUGACAGACUGAUUGUAUAUUGUAUGAACAGAUUGGGUUAUGUAAAGUAUUUUUAUAUCAAUGUGGUUUUGUUGUUUUAAUUUUACUUCAGAUGUUCGUUUUGAAAAAAAGGCACAGUUGGGAAAACCCGGAGGAGGAAUUAAAAUGUCUAUUUAUACCAA